AUGACUCACAUCCGAGAAGAAUCUGGAGGCCCAUCAACCAGCAGCAAAGAAACGCACAAGCCUCGGCCCUCGGCUCCACAGAAAGCCCGAAUCCUGCACCGCACCCCGCCCUUGGUGAUCCCUACUCCACACAUAACAGAAAGAAAGAUGGCUCCGCCCAAGAAAAACAAGACAGGCUUACUAGAGAAACUGCUGGAACUUGACACUGCGUCCAAUGACAACGCACACAGGACUCUAACCUGCACGCCGGUAACAAUGUACAAGUGCUCCAAGUGUGCGCGCUAUUUCACCAGCAGGCCGCGUCUCCGGAGGCACCACCUGGCUCACAACAAGUACAAAGUGGCGUGCCCAGACUGCGGGAGACUCUUUGCAUGUAAAGCGAGUGUCCUGCGUCAUCAGGUGGUGCACGCCAAUGAUAAACCAUUUCCUUGUUCUUUCUGCGACAAGAACUUUUCCAGCGACAAAGGGCGAGAGAUCCACCUGAGGCGGCACACCGGCGACAAGCCCUUCCCAUGUUCUGACUGUGGCAAGAAGUUUUUAUUGAAGGCCCAGCUGAGAAGUCACCAAAUGCUCCACACCGGGGAGCGAUAUUCAUGCCACGAGUGCGGGAAAUGUUAUCGGACAAAACCCGGACUUGUCCUACACAUGAGGAUUCACAGAGGAGACUUUGCAUACUGGUGCCCCGAGUGCGGAAAAGGGUUCGUCCAGAAAAGUCACUUGAAGAACCAUCUUCACACUCACAGCAAUGAGAAACCAUUCACCUGCCUGGAAUGUGGCAAAGGCUUCGGCCAAAAGUACAACCUGAAGCAACAUAUGAAGGUCCAUGCCGCCAAGGAGCGCCAGAAAUAUUCCUGCCCUGAGUGCGGGAAAUGCUAUAAGCGUAAAGCCGAUUACAGGUGGCAUAUGCUGAUCCACCUCGGUGAAAAGUGA
Molecule: messenger RNA, 930 nt
Organism: Nanorana parkeri
Lineage: Eukaryota; Metazoa; Chordata; Amphibia; Anura; Dicroglossidae
Product: gastrula zinc finger protein XlCGF7.1-like
Exons: 1
Coding region: 1-930 (309 amino acids)
Biological process (GO): regulation of transcription by RNA polymerase II
Molecular function (GO): DNA-binding transcription factor activity; RNA polymerase II cis-regulatory region sequence-specific DNA binding
Source: RefSeq, a predicted model, not a curated record